This is a messenger RNA of Aethina tumida (small hive beetle), 1805 nucleotides long. RefSeq names its product fringe glycosyltransferase. NCBI's taxonomy places the organism in Eukaryota, Metazoa, Arthropoda, Insecta, Coleoptera, Nitidulidae. Gene Ontology annotation, biological process: regulation of Notch signaling pathway. Bases 16 to 1302 code for a protein of 428 amino acids. The transcript is spliced from 10 exons. The record is from RefSeq and is a predicted model, not a curated record. Gene Ontology annotation, molecular function: O-fucosylpeptide 3-beta-N-acetylglucosaminyltransferase activity. Gene Ontology annotation, cellular component: membrane.
AAAGGUUCCAACCAAAUGGAUUACCGUGGUAUAAGUGGUGGGGACGUCGAACCCAACGUGCCCGUUUAUCCACUCGCCUCACAUCAGUCGACCGUCCGUACUCAGCUGUGCUCUCGUAAAAAUAAACACGCGUCUCGUUUUGAUCCGUUUCACGGCAGUUUCGUGGGGUUGUCAUGCCGUUUGGACCUUUCCCGACUGAUUUUUGACAUUGGUUGUGAUUGUGUUUGGAUGUGGAAAGAGGACAAGUGGGACAAUGAGGGCGGUAAGGUGAUGAAGAUGGGCUGCGGACGCAGACGGCUGGUGCAGACGUGCAUCGCUGGUGUUCUGGCUGUGUAUACGACCGUGUUCCUGUACCAGGCGUUGUCGCGUGGUCGGAUCGCGAUCGGAACGCGCCAACAGAAUAAUGUUGUGAUUCAAGAGAAGCGCCACAUCGACAGAAAUUUGGCCCAAGAAACGGGUUUCACUAGCGAAAUUUCCUCGGCCACAGCAACCACGAAACCGCCCUCCACCACUUUAAACGACGUUUUCAUCUCGGUGAAAACUACCAAGUAUUAUCACGCGCAUCGUCUGCCGAUCAUUUUGAAAACUUGGUUCCAACUCGCUAAGAAUCAGACGUGGUUUUUCACCGAUUCGGAUGAUCCAGAGUUUCAACAAAAAACACACGGUCGCAUGAUCAACACCAAAUGUUCCUCAUCUCACAACAGAAAGGCACUUUGUUGUAAAAUGUCGGUGGAAUUCGACACCUUUAUAGAUACGGAUAAGAAAUGGUUUUGUCAUUUCGACGACGACAAUUACGUCAACGUUCCCCGGCUGGUGCAGUUUUUGGCUGACUACAAUCCACGCGAGGACUGGUACUUGGGCAAGCCCAGCAUUCAGGCGCCUUUAGAAAUCAUCAACAAAGACAAAACAUCGCAAAAGGUCAAGUUCUGGUUCGCCACCGGAGGGGCAGGAUUCUGCCUGAGUCGGGCCCUGGCACUGAAAAUGGUCCCGCUCGCCAGUGGAGGAAAAUUCAUCAGCAUUGGUGAAAAAAUCAGAUUGCCAGACGAUGUUACCAUGGGUUACAUUAUUGAGCACCUGCUGAGGAAACCUUUGACUGUCGUUGACCAUUUUCACUCUCACCUCGAACCUAUGAAGUUUAUUCGUAGGGAUAUGUUGCAGGAUCAAAUUUCGUUCAGUUAUUCCAAAAAUAAGGAGGAAUGGAACGUGGUGAAGGUGGAGGGAUUCGACGUGAAAUACGAUCCGAAAAGGUUUUUGUCGCUGCACUGCCACUUGUUUCCACGCUUCAAUUUCUGUCCGAGGUGAAUUUCUACGUUUUAUGUUUUUUUUGCAAUUGAAUCAAACAAUUACCGACUGUGAUCUUGUAAAUAGUAUUGUUUAACGUACUGGUAAUUUCGUUCUAACUAGUCCCGAAAUGAAAUUAAUCCGUAUAUUUAUUUGUGCAAUGCAGAAUUUUUUCUCUUCAAUGGCAGCGUUAAUGGUAUUUAGGUUUAAUUUAAUUUUAACAACCGAGAAUUUAAACAUAUUGAUUUUGUUAAGUGGGAAACGUAUUUUUUGUAAUUUUUUUAUGUGAUAAAAACGCAAUGUGUGUUUGUAAAAUACAUAUUAAAAAGACAAGUAUUUUAAGUGCACGUUACAAUAUCGACCAUAGUUUAAGGAAUAUUCACUUGAUUGUUAUAAUUUUAAAGACACUCUUGAAUGGAUAUUAUUGCUCAAUAGUAUGUAUCUAUAGUUAUAUAAAUUGUAUUUAUCACAGAGCAACUGUUAAGCUAUUUUAUAUUUUUUUGAAAAUAAAUCGUUGAAUAUUA